Messenger RNA from Brassica napus (rape), 1932 nucleotides. RefSeq lists its product as uncharacterized. Gene Ontology annotation, molecular function: cysteine-type peptidase activity. The record is from RefSeq and is a predicted model, not a curated record. Lineage: Eukaryota; Viridiplantae; Streptophyta; Magnoliopsida; Brassicales; Brassicaceae. The transcript has 5 exons. The coding region runs from base 1 to 1932 and encodes 643 amino acids. Gene Ontology annotation, biological process: proteolysis.
AUGUGUUGUCUCACAGCUGACGAAUAUGAGGAUCUGAAGGCGUCGAAGUUAGGAGUGUUCAUCAAAUUCAAGGAGCUUGACUUUGGUUGGACUUCAAGGCUGGUACAUUUUUUGCUCUGUUUCCAGCUGGACAUCAAGAAGAAGUUUGAGCUCUGGAGUCUUGUCGUUUCACAACCUGUGAGGUUUUCACUGAUAGAGUUUGAACACCUCACUGGGCUGAACUGCGAUUACAUCAAGGACCUGGAAAAUCCAUUGUGUGAGGUUACGUCGGAGAUGGCUGCUUUCUGGGAGAAGAUGCGUGUUGAUAUCGAUACUGGGCCAAGUAUUGAACAGAUAACAGAAGCAUUUUACAAUUGCGACGAGUGGUCUCCGGAUGAUCGCAUGCGGCUGGGAUACCUUGCCAUCUACACAGGAUACAUCGAAGGGAAAAAGUUCUCAUCCGCUACAUCAGCUAGUCUUGCAAGGCUAGUGCUGAUGGAUUCUCUGAAGGCAAAAGACUUGACGCAAACUGGUUACACUGUUGAUGGGUUCAUACAAGUGCUCCAAGUGUGGGCGUACUAUGCUAUGCCAGAAUUGGGUGCUAAUUAUGGGUCUCCCAUACCAAACAGACCGUCUCCACUGUUGCUAGCUUACAUGGGUGGCAAAAGACAACGCAAAUGUUUUAAGGCUGCUAUCAAUAAACAGACUAUCGUGAAGAACUUCGUUCAGAAGGAUUUUGAUGAAAUGUUUCCAAAAUGGGACGGAGACGUAGAUGACCCUGCCGCGGAUAACAUAAUUAAAGUCAUGUUUAAUGAUCCUGGAUGGGAGUGGACCAUGGAAUGCUGGCCAGUCACCGGUACUCGCAAGAUUGUGAAGAUGGAAGUGAGUCCAGUGAAGAAUGAAGUGAGUCCCGUGAAGUCAGAGAGUGUUGUGAAGGAAGAAAGUAGCAGACCUCGGAAGAAAGCUCGUAAAGGGUCUUCUGUUUCUGCUGAGACACCUGCGGCGGGUAGUGAAGGGAUGACGCAUCAGCAGAUUGAAAAGUCCUUGAAGGACAUAUCUGAUGCCAUUAAUCUUGGCUUUGGGACGUGCCUUAAGGAGCUCAAGUUACUGGCGGAUAGGAUGGUAGCUGUGGAGAAGAAGGUGGGAAUCACCAACAGAGGGGGUUCAUCUGAUGAUCGUCAACUUACAACCACUUCAAAUCCACCAAAACCUGCUGACGAACCCGGGAGUGAAAGUGUGAAUGGGGCGAAAGCAGGACGGAAGGAAGCCAAAGAACCGAGUCUUACUACAGAACCGAGUUCCUCGAGAGAGCUCUGUCUUGUGAGUCCUGCAGACGACUUACCGAGUGAUGAUCCUAGCCUUCUUAUAUUGGACAAACAAGUUCCCACCGCUUCAGAUUUACUCGUUGAAGAAGCUAGAAGGCAGACAAAGAAGGAGACUGCUUUGGUGAAUCUCCGUAAAAAAAGUGUGCGAGAAAGGAAGCUUGCUCCCACACAGCAAACUCCUUUUAAGGGAAACAGCACUGCCAAACAGAUCAUUCCAAACAAACAGGUUGGCGGAGGCUAUGAUCCUUUUGGACCCUAUGACAAGAUGAAGUCGAAGGAGCUCACUGCAUGGCAAAUGGAUGCUUUUAUUAAUUUACUGAGGCAACGGUACCAAAACCAUCCAGAACAUUUCAGGAGCGACAGAAUGUGCUUUCUUGAUCAUAUAUUUUCUCGGCAGUGGAGGGCCUCCUACCCUGAUUUUAAGAGCGACACUCCUGAUGCCAACGGUUUAGGAAGAAGACUCCCUGGUGGGGCGUGGAAUUAUCAUCCAGGCAUGAUACCUUGUUUUUGCCAAUCUAAGAAGGUUUGGGGGGUGGAUGUGGAUGAUAUCUAUGCACCUGUGAACUUCAAGAACCAGCAUUGGAUUGCUAUAUGGAUAUUGAUCCCUAAGAGGCACAUCGUCGUCUAG